AUGUUUGCUAGGCAAUUCGCAUUCAGGGCGCUCGGGCAACCAUGCCCCAAGUCUUCUAUGCCACCAGUUUUCUAUCCAUCCAGUCCGACAUGGCGAUAUUUCUCCUCGACCGCAUCCCGAACGAAAGCGGCUACCAAGGUGAAGCAACCGCAGAAGAAAAUACCAUAUCGUGAAACGAAACCUUCAUCACAGCCUAAGAGCCCAUCCCAGCCGGAAGAGACUCUGAAAUUUGCCGGACGUCGGCCAAUGGGCUUCGCAAAACUAGAACGAAAGGUCGCUAAAGAAGGCGAGAUAAUGCUAUUCAAAGCGCCGUCGCAUCGCAGCUACGUCCUCGGCGCCUACGGAAUCGCGUUUUUCUGUUUCGCAUACUCGGUGUACAAUUCUAAUGCUGUUUUUCGAGAUCCAAUUGUGACCCUACCCAUGUGGCAGCAAGGCCUGGCUGGAGGCAUUUGUGUUGUGAUGAGUGUUAUGGGCACCGUCUUUCUGGUCAAGACCGGAAGAUUGAUCAAAAGUGUCAAGGCAGUCAACUCAAAUGGCCAGGCAUAUCUGCGCUUUACAGUGCGGCGCAUGAUCCCGUUCCGGAAGCCUAUGGAAUUUGACGCGCUACCCCGUCAAAUUGCUUUCUCACGUCGUCUGGUUGUCUCGCCUGACGCACACCGCGCAGACCGAGCACAAGAUCCAAUAGGCUCGAAGAGCACUAGCUUCUUUACAGCACCCACAAAGAAGUUGAGCAUGCUCCUGUAUAGAGCCUUCCGCUCUGUUCGACAAAUCUUCACGCAGGAGGAUUUCAUCCUCUUGGAAAUUGAGGGCCAGAAGGGCUCGUUUCGGAUGGACUCAGCAGGCUAUGUCUCAGAAGAUUUUUUGGUCGUAGGGAACCCUGUCUCGGUGAAACGCCCGAGUAACUAG
This is a messenger RNA of Aspergillus puulaauensis, 906 nucleotides long. RefSeq lists its product as uncharacterized. NCBI's taxonomy places the organism in Eukaryota, Fungi, Ascomycota, Eurotiomycetes, Eurotiales, Aspergillaceae. The coding region runs from base 1 to 906 and encodes 301 amino acids. The record is from RefSeq and is a predicted model, not a curated record. The transcript has a single exon.